AUGGUCGUUGCUUGUGCUCUGCUGAUUCCCACGAAGCAAAAAACCUAUACACGAAAUCUGAAGGACAUUGCAAACAGCAUUGACCAUUCCGUCUCCCCAUGCAAUGACUUCUACCGGUAUGCGUGCGGCAACUGGAUAAAGAAAAUGUCAGAGAAAUAUCGCCACGCUUCAACGUUCGGUCUGUUGUCAUCAGAAGUGACAACACAAAUUGCUAAAACUAUCAACAAAAUGGAAAAGGAGCCAGCUCAGCCAUUUGAGAAAACCGUCGCUGCCUUCUUCAGAGCGUGUAAACAGAGUCAUACUACCAACCACGAAGUCAGAUGCAUCGCCAUUCAAAGGCUAAAAUCCAUGGGCGGAUGGCCAAUUAUUACACGUCACUGGAAUGCAUUGGCUCCAGGCUUCACCGUAUCGCAGACGAUAGGAUACAUUAUUAGUAAUUUUGGAGCACCAACAUUUGUGAACCCUUAUGUUUCGGUCAACUGGAACAACGUAGAUGAGAACGCAAUUUUUUUCGGAAUGCCAGUACUUACCGGGAAAGCCUCAUUUUAUCUUUCUGAAAAAAACCUGAACUCUCUCAAGGCCGUAAUCGUAGCAACGGCAAACUAUCUCAAAGAAAAUGACUUUAUUCAUUUGAAUCUGGAAGCAGAAGCGGAGAGCAUAGUUCUACUAGAAAAAGAUUUGGCUGAAAUGAUACUCAGGCAUUCCGUCGCUGACGACAACUAUAAAGCAAAAGACAAUCGAGUCUCAUACAUUACGCUGACGAGGAGAUGGCCGACGAUCAAAUGGCAAGAACUGUUUACAGGUCUCGGCCUAAAGCCAUUCGAGAAGCAGUUGGAAAAUACCACGUUUAUUGUGACUUCGCCAGCCGCAAUGGACUACGUGAUCGACGUUAUCGCUGAUGCAGAACACCGAACUCUUGUCAACUAUUUGUUAUGGAGCUCGCUUAGACAUCUCCUGCCAUUUAUUCUGGCUGACAUUACCAAAAAUUACAACUUGUAUCUGUCAAAUUCAGAUUCUGAAUGCGUUGACAUACUCGUCCAAGCAAUGCCUUUCGCCAUCGGCAGGGUAUAUACUGGUCAAGAUUAUUCUUCGGAAAAGAGAAUGAAAAUCAAGUACGACAACGAUUUUAGGCAACUUGUGGAAUUCACGGCUGAUGCAUUUGGCAGCAGAUUGAAGGCAUUAAAAUGGAUGGACGAUAAUUCGAAGAGCAAAGCUCUUCAGAAAGUGAAGGAUUUCGUAGAAAAUAUCGCAUAUCCUGACUGGACGAUGAUCGACUCGAGCAUCAAUGCCUAUUACGAAUCAUUAACCAAUGAGAUUUCGACCUCUGAUCCUUUCGUCAGCUUAACUACAAAACUUACAGCCUUUGAUGAAGCGGUCAACUUUCAGCAACUGCUCAAAAAACCAGAUCGGAAAGAUUUCCUCGGAUCUCCAGCGGAUGUCAACGCCUGGUACAUCGCACAGUACAAUUCAAUUACCAUACCCGCUGCCAUUGCGAAUCCAUCGUUCUACAGCACUGAAUAUCCCAUGGCUGUCAACUUUGGUGCACUCGGGGCUGUGAUAGGUCAUGAGAUGACGCAUGGAUUUGACAAUUCAGGAGUGCAGUUCGAUGCCAUCGGGAAACUUCAAAUGUGGAUGUCAGCAGCAUCUGAAAAAGGAUUUCAAAAAAUGGCGGAAUGUGUGGUUAACCAAUACAGUAAUGUCUGUUACAAGAAGGUGAACAAAUGUAUAAAUGGAAACCAAACAGAAGGCGAAAACAUCGCUGACAAUGGUGGCAUAAAAGCAGCGUUCUACGGCUACCAGAAUUACGUGAAAUCUUAUGGCCAAGAAGCACCAGUGAACAAUCUCAAGGAUUAUACGAUGAACCAGAUAUUUUUUCUAGCAUUCGCACAUUCUUGGUGCGAGAUCACCACUCCAGAACAACUGCUAAAACAACUGGACGGAGAUGUGCAUAGUCCAGCAGAUGCGAGAGUCAUUGAAACGCUGAAAAACUUUCCAGAGUUCAGUGCUGCUUUCAACUGCCCAAAGGGAACAGAAAUGAACCCAGAAAUCCAUUGUGAUGUUUGGUAA
Molecule: messenger RNA, 2067 nt
Organism: Soboliphyme baturini
Lineage: Eukaryota; Metazoa; Nematoda; Enoplea; Dioctophymatida; Soboliphymatidae
Source: the annotation of a GenBank genome assembly